UUGUAGGUUACAGGGUGUUGUGGUCUACCGUAGCCAAGCAGGAAGCUGCUUUGUGGGAUCAUCUCUCUGUCUUCCUCACACGGCUCCUUUUGCAGAGCAGUAGGGAUUUUAGGUUCUACAGAAUCAUUGGGACAUCACUUUCUUAAAGAAAUACAUAGAGACAGACAGACCUACUGCGAAGGUGACAUUUUGAAGAGAUUUUGGAAACCUACAGGGGAAAGGAUUCCAUAUUAAGGAGAAUCGAGAGAAGAGUAAGUAGAAUGAAGUGGACCAUACUCUUGGCUCAUCUGUUGGUGAUUUGGACCAUGACUGUAGCUGAAGAUACAGUCCCAAAACUUAAAAUAAAAGUGGAAGAAUCCUCCUCGGACAAGAUCAAAUUAUCAUGUCCUGAUGGUUUCCGUUUUCUUUCUACUAAUGAGACUACUCGAACACUGGAAUACAAGGAUGAGAACACAAAUGAGUAUGUAUGCGAGAAAGUCAAAGAUCCUGUCUCAGAAAACCAAGACAAGGUCAAAAUCUAUGUGAAAUUUCGGACCUGUGAUAACUGCGUCGAGCUGGAUACAACUGCGGCAGUAGGGAUGGUUGUGGGAGACCUGGUGGCCACUGUCCUGAUUGGAGUAGCUGUCUACAGCAUCGCCUCACAGCCCAAAGCAACACUGAUCACGGGCAAGAAAACAUCUAGCAAAAUGGGGCUCAUCAACAAUGAGGCGAGUGCAAACGAAGACCCCAUUGGCAACUAUCAGCCCCUGAAUAAAAGGCGCAUGGACAGAUCUGAGUACAGCACUCUGCCAGAAAGGAGAUAAAGAGAAAAAUCAAAUGUAGAGCACAGCUCUGUUCGAAGAUCUGUUUCGGAUUGAAACAUAGUGAAUUGGGAGCUUUAGUGUUGUGCGGGCCAUCUUGUUCUUUACUAGUAUUAUUUAUCAGCCCGGUACCUAUGUUUUUUUUAAGGUUGUGCAUAUGACCACACAUUUGUCUACAAAUAAAAUGUGCUCAGUGCUACAUUACUUUUACAAACCACAAAAGAAUUGUUGUAAUGCAUUGAGUGAAGGCAGAAAUCCAUGACAAGUCCCUCAACUGUCCAUUUGAUGUACAGAGUCAUUGACUGUUUGCUCUGUUGCUUUGUUUACUUUGAUCUACUGCUUUGCACGAGCUAAGAUUUCCUUUUGGUACCAUAAAUUGUAUUUGUCCAACUUCA
This is a messenger RNA of Oncorhynchus gorbuscha (pink salmon), 1195 nucleotides long. Its product is annotated as T-cell surface glycoprotein CD3 delta chain-like. Gene Ontology annotation, molecular function: transmembrane signaling receptor activity. The record is from RefSeq and is a predicted model, not a curated record. Gene Ontology annotation, biological process: cell surface receptor signaling pathway; positive thymic T cell selection. NCBI's taxonomy places the organism in Eukaryota, Metazoa, Chordata, Actinopteri, Salmoniformes, Salmonidae. Gene Ontology annotation, cellular component: external side of plasma membrane; alpha-beta T cell receptor complex.